This is a messenger RNA of Rhipicephalus microplus (southern cattle tick), 6856 nucleotides long. RefSeq names its product CD109 antigen. Gene Ontology annotation, molecular function: endopeptidase inhibitor activity; protein binding. Gene Ontology annotation, cellular component: extracellular region. The record is from RefSeq and is a predicted model, not a curated record. NCBI's taxonomy places the organism in Eukaryota, Metazoa, Arthropoda, Arachnida, Ixodida, Ixodidae.
GAGCUACUCAGUGCGCCAUGCUAGCCGCCCUGACCGGGUUGUGGCUCUGUGGCGUCUGGUUGGGUUUCGGAUCCGCGGCCCUGACCAGCAAUGAAGUCACUGACAACCUGCUUGUGGAUACACUCGGGCUCAGCGGCAUUGAACCGCGGUACCUGGUGCUGGCGCCCCGGGUGGUUCGUCCCAACCAGGUGUACCGGGUGACGGUGACGCUGCUGUCGGCGAGUGCGGCGCACACAGUGCGCGCUUCGCUGCAGCGCGAGUCCGAGGAGGUGGCCAGUGUCAAGGAACUUAUCGGAUCCGGAGAAACCGCUGUGUUGCUCAUGAAGGUUCCACAGAACGCCAAGCCGGGGAAAUACCAGAUGCGCGUCGAAGGUAACGUCAAUGGCGUGUUGGGUGGCACCGGUUUCCUUCAAGAACAAGAAGUUGAAUUCCAAGCCCAAUUUCUCACCAUCCUCAUCCAGACGAACCAGUUUGUCUACAACUUCGAACAGUCCAUUAAGGCAAGAAUUGUGCUCCUUACGACCGAACUGAAGCCAUAUGCGGAGCCGGUGGAUGUGUACCUCACGGAUUCUCGGGGAAUCGUGAUGAAGCGGUGGCUGUCUCAGUACCCAUACCUAGGAUUUAUCAAGAUCAACUUCGACCUUCCAUACGAUUACGCUGUGGGCUGGUGGAGCCUCAAGGUAGUAGUGCUGAGCCAGGUAGAGGAGCGCAAGAUCCUGCUCGAGCGCUGGUUCACCGAGCGCUACGACGUGUACGUGGUCGUGCCGCCGUUUGUGCUGGAUACUGACGAAUACUUCGAGGGCGACGUAUCGGCGAACUACACGACCGUGGCACCAGUGUUCGGCAAUGCCACCAUUCGCGCCUACGUGCGCCCCACCUUGGUGCAGGACUACGAUCCGGGAAUCCAGGUCGUCGAGCCUUACCUCGAGGAAUACGUGCACGAUUUCCGGAUGGGCUACCAGUUCAAGUUCCCAAUGUCCGAGCUUCGCGAGCUGGCAUCGCCCCACCCGCUCGACAAAUGUGAGAUCGAGAUAAAAGCCGCUGUGGGCGAACGCUUCCUGGACAUCAUCGUAGAUGGCUACGCGCGAUCCCGUGUCAUCAACUCGUCCCUCAGCCUAAAGAUACUCGGCGUGAAGCCACUUGUCUUCAAGCCUGGAAUGGUGUUCUCUGUAUACAUCGCCGUGACGUACCACGACUUGGUCAAGCUGCCAGAGGAGAAACUGGCCAAUUCCAACAUCACGGUCAGUUUCACAACACAGGGUGGUAGUCGGGGCAUCGAUGAAGUCCAGAAGCAGCCUGACGAGAAAGGCAUGGCCAUCAUCGAUGUGGAACCACCCGAAGGCGCCGACCGCAUCGUAAUCAGGGCGAGAUAUCAUGAUAAAGAAGACACCGUGGAUACAGAAGCACUUGCAGUGGCUCAACAUUCACCGAAAAAGAAGUACAUUCAGAUAACUACGAGCACUACGAAUGGCAUCGCUGGCCAGUACGCUAUAUUCCACGUGCGAACCAACUUUUACAUCAAGUUCUUCCACUAUUUGGUGAUUUCCAAAGGAACAGUACUCCAAUACGGAGUGCAAAAAGCCUACGGACUGGUACAGACGAUAACUGCAUUCAGUAUUCCCUUGUCACCCGAGAUGGCACCAGCUGUAAAAGUGAUGGUCUACCAGAUAUCCAGCAACGGUGAUCUCACUGCGGACGCCAUCAUAGUUCCUGUCCAGGGUAUCAACCGAGGGAACUUCUACUUGUGGAAGAACUUGAAGCAAGACCGGUCUAACAACUUAAUCGAAUUGGUUCCCACGUAUUCUCCGGAAACCGUGGCUGGUCUCAAUGGACUGGAUAGCGACUUGGUGGCUGUGCAAGGAAAGAACGACCUGACACUCACGUCGGUUAUCGAGACCCUGUACCACAUGGAGGACCACUGGGGCAGCCACGUGCGCGCCGUGUGGCGAGAUCGCGACGGGAAACCCGACAAGGCAGAAUACUACGUCACGCAAAACUUCGCUCCAGACGUGAACAAGACGUUUGCGUUCGCAGGGCUCAUUGUUGCCACAAACCUGAAUGUCACAACUCUUCAGGACUUGUGCAACGAGACUGCUGGGUUCCUUCCCUGUGUGAACGGUGAGUGCUAUCCUAAGAGUGGACGCUGCAAUGGGUACAAGGACUGCUACGACGGAACGGACGAAGGAAACUGUGAAAAGGACGACUUAGAAGACCAAAGUCUGUUCGAGUUCUUCUUGUACAGAACAAACCGCUUUAACAACUUCUUCGACGCCACAGGAGGCAAUUUCGCCUGGCAUCAUGCCAUUACCGGAAACUUAAAGGACAUAUAUAUGCCAUGUCUUGUGCCUAAGGGUCCAACAUUGUAUAUGUUCAAUGCUAUUGCUGUUAGCAGACUUCAUGGUUUCGCCAUCCUCAAUGAGCCCAUAUACCACAACAGCUUGCGGCCUUUCUACAUGACGUACGAGGCACCCACAGAGGCUGUCAUUGGGGAGCAGAUUGGUAUACGUGUGGUCCUCUUUAAUUACCAGAACUACUUGGUUCAAGCUGAACUUCGAGUGCUUGGCUCUGAAGACUACCGGUUUGUGCAAGUCGGACCUCUGGGUCGGGUAGGCUCUUACAGCCCCGUGACCACCAAGGGUGAAGUGCAGCAUGUAGUUUACAUCCAGCCUUUCAAUCACAUCACCAUACACGUUCCAAUUGUAUCAGUGAAGAUCGGACAGGUUGAUGUGGGCAUUGUGGCCAAGACACAAAUAGCCCACGAAGAGGACACUAUUACCAUCAACUUCCUCCCCGACGGCGUUCCACUGCGGAUGCACACCUCCUUGCUGAUGGACCUGAGAGCACAGGCGUACAACAUCAAGUUCCUUGAUCUCAAUGUUACCGAGGACCCUAUCAUCCCCUUUGAAAGCCAGUAUAGGCGCUACCUCUUCGGGUCACCUGCCGCACAUGUAUCAGUCAUAGGAGACAUUGUUGGAACCCCCCUAGACGGAGACGUGGAACCAGAAGAAUUCGGAUUCUCAGUCGCCACAAAAUCGGGCGAGCAUGCCAUGUUCAGUUUCGCAUAUCAAGUUAUUCGACUGACUUAUUUGCGUCUCACGGACCAGCUGACCCGUGACAUCGCAAAGCCUAUCUUCGAGAAACUGAACAAAGCCUACGUUUAUCAAAGUUCCUACUUCAAGAACGGUGCAUUCACCAUGUUCAAGAAAGAGCCCAGUGUUUGGCUGACAGCCUUCAGCUUGCGGAUGUACAUGCUGGCAGUUUUUCCUGACUGGGAGCACGACAUCUACAUAGACCCGCGGCUCAUCACGCAAGGGGUCCACUUCUUGCUCAAGCACCAGGAUACAAACGGCGCUUUCUACGAAACCUCACGGUACCCGUGGAAUCGCAGGAUGAGGUCAGAGGCGCACAAUAAAGACAAGAACAUCACUUUGACUGCACAAGUUGUUCUCACUCUCUCAAAGAUCUCCGAUCUCACUGGGGGCACUCGUGAGCGGGCCAACACAGCCAAGCGUGACGCUGUGCGCUAUCUGGAGACACAACUGGCUCAAGUGAAAGACCCAUAUACUGUAGCCUUGACGACGUAUGCACUCUUCGAGGCUGGUUCUAGUGAAGCGCAGUUCGGCUACAACCUCCUCCACUCCUUGAAGAGAGACGCCGAGGGAGCCAUCUACUGGAGCAGCGUGCCCAUUCCACCGCCCGUGAUCGUGAUCCAGAGCCAGCGGCCGUACCUGAUUCCCCGGAUGCCGCACCCGGAGGACUCGUCUGCCGUAGAAGCCACGGCGUACGCUUUGCAAUCCUACCUCAAGCAGGGUGGCGUUUUCCAGGAUCAGAUUGUCCGCUGGCUGAACCAGAUGCGUUCCACCGACUACGGCUUUAUCGGCACACAGGACACACUUGCCGCUCUGGAGGCCCUGACGCAGUAUUCAUUCCGAACGCAUGUUCGAGGCAUCACUGAGAUGAAAGUAACUGUGGAAUCUUCAUCGAAUCCUGGCUAUCCCAGCACGUUGCGGAUAUCCAAAGAUGACUUGGCACGCAGAAAAGUAUUCGAUGUCCAACCCAACGUUUGGGGUCACUGUGAUGUUCUGGCUCAGGGAUCGGGCCUGUCUCUGAUACAGCUAGACGUGACUUACAACGUUGAUCGUGACUUUUUGUUAGUUCCGCCUGCCUACGAGGCUUUUGACCUGACGUUGGAGCCGAGGUUUUCAGGGAGGAACAGGUCACAUAUCAACAUCCGCAGCUGUGUAAGGUGGACGAUGACCAAUAUGAGUGCGGAGAGUGGUGCAGCUGUGCUGGAGCUGGUCAUUCCUACGGGUUAUGCUAACUACAGGCCGCAUCUAGACAACUAUGUCAAGUCAGGCGAAGUCCCUCGACUAAGCAUGGCCAAAGUGCUACCCAGGACAGCAGUGUUCAUGUUUGAACACCUUACAAGCGAAUGGACCUGCGUCAACUUUCUCAUCCAACGGUGGUAUCCUGUUGCCAACUCGACACGGUACCUGAAGGCCAAGGUCUACGAGUACAAUUUUCCAGAAAACUACAAGGAGAAAAUAUGGGAAAACUACGACCUCUACGUGCUGAGCAUCUGCGAAGUGUGUGGUUCCUACCAGUGCCCAUACUGCCCGCACUUCAGUGCUGCCAGUGUUCCCGCACUUAGCUGGACACUGCUAAUAGUGGCAGUACUUCUCCUGUGCCAGGAACUUUUGUGUGCUAGAAGGAACUGCUGAUGAGUGUUUGACUCUCUACAAUGAGUGCGUGUAAGCGUGAAUGAUUGCAACACCAUCUUAAGUCCUGGACUUCAUGCACGUGUGGUGUACUGUGGUGAAUUUUAUUUUGAAGCAUAUAUUUGUCCGGCGUGGUUUGACUGGGUGGACACGAAAGGUGGUGAACAUGUUUGGGACUGCGCCGAUCGCUUAGCGCUGAGGCAUUGGUGUUUGGCGCACUUCCUGUGCAAAAGGUGGGUGCCACGAUGGUUGUUCCGAAUGGUUGUGGCUUAAUAAGUAUUGAUUUGUUACGUGAGGAUCCGCCUGGCUGCAUAUAUACUAUAAAUUCACUGAACCUCGUUGCGAUAAUUCAAAGCACGAAAAUCUGGUCGUGUAUCACGAGUUGUAUUUAACGUGAAGACAUCAAAAUACAGUGCCAUGCGAUUUUACUUAGGGGUUACAUGUACAAACGCUGCCACAAAAUAUGUUACACAAAAUUGUUUCAAAAGACAACUUACGGUGCCCACUUGCGGGCUCAUAAACAUUUUGUCGUGGAGAUAUCUUCAUACGUUUUUUUAGCUCAAGGCAUGAAGUGAUACUUUUCAGCUAGCGUCAGAGGGCAUAUGGAGGUAGUCGUCAUCCAUGGCGUUGUCAUUAAGGCAUUAACACUUCUCAGUGUCAACUCACACUUCAGUGAUGAGAUUAUGUGUAAUGAGCUGAAAAGUUGAAUACUAUGCUUCAAGUGGUUUUGUAACUUGGAAGUGGAAACAGCCGGCUUCAUAACAUCAUAUUCAGGUGUGAAAGAGGCGUCAUAAUAGACGUGUGACGUGUUUUUUUGUCUUGUAGUAAUCACAUACAAAAGCAUACAGCACCCACCUAAUCAUGUUCACAGUACGACAUCUUUGUAAAGAGCCCAAUAUUAACCAGGAGCAUGAAUAUAACAAUGACAAUACAACAGAUUUAUCUUUGUACAACUAUAUAUGUCGAUAAAACAUCAAUGUCUAAAACUGCCGAAAAGGACCUGUAUUUGAAAGAUAGUUUGUAAGCUACCUAAAGCGAGUACUGGCAAAUAGUGGUGGGGAAGUUGCUAUAAGUUAAAGCGAUUGGCAAGAGAGUCCUCAAGAAGAAGGAGCUUCGUGAAUUCGAACCUACCGAAAAAACACUAAAGGGAGUAAGCGAAACAUCAGUAGUGUGUCAAGUUCGCUACUGCGCGAAAUGGUGGCACCAGUGAGACUUCUGUGCUUAUAUUUUUUUUUCUGUCGAUCUUGAUGCACAAACACGGGAGCCCUGAUUUACAUGACCAUUUGCUUGCAACAAUUGUUUGAGAGAACAAACUCCGUCCCACUGCUAAUGACCUAUACUAUCUGCUGUUAUAUUUUUAGCAAAUGUGUGUGAUAAUAUGUAUUCUAAUAGUAUACCGUAUAAAAUAUGCUAAUUGUGUAAUAUGGCAAAGAGUUCUUGUUUAAAAAACUUAUCUUCGAAUUCACGUGUCCACGACCACAAUGUGGCGCGAAAAAAGGCAGAUAAUGACGUUUACCUAAUAUACCCUGUCAAUGGGUCAAUAACACCUACUCAUGUUAUCAAUAGAUAGCAUGCGUGAUGAGCAUACCAUCUAUGACGUCAUUUGCAGUUAUUUUCAUUCCUGUGCCGCGAUAUGAAAAACAGGAAACUGAAUCGUACUGCUGGCCGUAUCUCUCAAAGCAACGCGGACAUUGAUUGAUAUAUGACGUUUAACAUCCCAAAACCAUCAUACGAUUAUGAGAGACGCCGUAGUGGAGGGUUCCGGAAAUUUCGACCCCCUGGAGUUCUUCAAUGUGCACCCAAGGCAACGUGGACAAUCUUCAUUAUUAAUAUAAGGCGGAGUGUGCAAGUUCUUCUGUAAAGCGUGACCUAAUUACACAAAAAUUCCUAGAAAAUAUGUGCGAAAAGUGGAGUGUUCACUGAUUAACUGAUCGAUAGUGAGCGCCAGGUUGCACGAGCCACGCGAACAGCUCAUAUGCUGCAAGACAUUGCGGCGUAAAGGCGUAAACGUUUCAACUGUUCUAUAAAUGUCUAACAAUUUUAUAUCGAUCAUUAGGUAUAAACCUUAAAAAUAGAGUGGUAGGCUGUGGACUGUGCGCCAGCAGAUGUAGAUGCUACCUAGCGGUUCACUGGGUUUU